Dibothriocephalus latus is the source of this 1016-nucleotide messenger RNA. NCBI's taxonomy places the organism in Eukaryota, Metazoa, Platyhelminthes, Cestoda, Diphyllobothriidea, Diphyllobothriidae. The record is from the annotation of a GenBank genome assembly.
CCAGUGGGGAACCACCGUCAAACUCUCCUGAUGUGCCUAGACCUGCCCAGAAGGCGGAUUCUUUGAAACCACCCCAGGAAUUUGAGUCCUCCACACCGGCUGAGGAGGUUGCGUCCCAAAACGCCGCGCAAGAGGUCCCUUCUCCAAGUUCCGACCUCGUUGAUACGACCGUUUCUUUGAAAAUAACCCAGGAAGGUGAUGUCGGGACACACAUGGAGGAGGCAGCUCCUCACAAUGCCACUCAAGAAAUGCCUGUUUCUUCAGAACCAUCCCAGGAAAAUGUCCCUGUGGCACCCGUCGAGGAUGCAGACCCUCCGAACCCCUUCCACGAAACCUUUUCAUCAAGUUCCAACCCCCUAGAGAUGACCGAUUCCGUGAAAGCUUUCCAAAACAAUGACCCUGUGACACCCAUGGACGAGACAAGUCCCCCAAACCCCAUCCAAGAAACCUUUUCGGCAAGCCCCAACCUCGCCCCCGAUUCCUUGAAUCUGUCUCGGGACAAUGCUCCAUCGCCAUCCACCGAAGGGGCAGGUCUCCCAAACCCCAGCCUCGUUCAGACGGUUAAUUCCUUGAACACUGCCCAACAAAACGAUCCCGUGACACCCGUCGAGGAGACAGAUGUCCAAAGCCCCGUCCAAGAAGACCUUUCGUCAAAUCCCAGUCCUGUCAAAUUUACCAUUUCUGAGGACAAUGAUCCGUCGCCAUCCAUCAAGGAGAUAGCGGGAAAUUCCCCGAUUCCUUCACAGAAAAAUGAUCACAUGACGCCUCUCGACGAGGCAGUUCCCUCAAUUGCCACCGAAGAGGCAGGUCCCACAAACGCUGUUUUAGAUUCCGAUCCCAUAAUAGUAGACCCGGAGGACGAUACCGAAAUCCAAGAGUGGGAUUUAGCAACACCGCUUGUUGUGGAAGCGACGACGCCUCUCGAUGAAGUAGCUACCUCAAAUACCGCUCAAGAGGCCGGUCCCCCGAACUCUGUUUUUGAUUCCGAUCCCAUAAUACUCGACCAGGAGGACGAU